Cantharellus anzutake is the source of this 863-nucleotide messenger RNA. RefSeq lists its product as uncharacterized. The record is from RefSeq and is a predicted model, not a curated record. NCBI's taxonomy places the organism in Eukaryota, Fungi, Basidiomycota, Agaricomycetes, Cantharellales, Hydnaceae. The transcript has a single exon. The coding region runs from base 217 to 726 and encodes 169 amino acids.
AACGACGUCAAGCCAAAUGGGGGAUGGUGCAAGAGACCAAAGCCAAGUGUUGACAAAGGUCGCGUGUUGGAGAAAGAGCAAAGCACGCGACGAUGAGAGCGCAAAGCUGGAGGGGAAGAGAGAAAGAGCACGAGAGAGGGGGGAUAUAUACGUAAGGGGAGGGGACGGAGAGACAUUGUACACACGGGUACACAUGGGUAGGUAAAUGAGCAACGGAUGGCCAUUACCGAGAAUGGACAAGUGAUUGAAUUGAAAGGGACUCUCAGUUUAUUGUUCUUGACUUCAAGCGUCUCUGACGUGGGAAAUCUAUGUGAACUAGACCCGGAAAUGAAUCAUUGUAAACGUGGUUACUUGAAGAAUAGAAUACAUACACAACGUUGUUGCUUGAAAGUGAACAUCCUCACCAAACACAACGUCGGCACGGCCCGUGCCGUGUCCACGACCCAGUCUCUCUUACCUCCACCUCAGCUUCGACGUAAACCGAGUCUCAAACCCCCCGAUUCAACCCUCCAGGGGCAAUCCAAGAGAAGAAACUUGCCCAACUCUGGUUCCACAAAAACUCCACUCUCGUACCUGAAUCACACACCCACAAAACCUUGUCCAAUUUGUCCAACCCUUGACGACGGUAUAUACCAACCUUCCCCUUCAACACAUAAGUAUACCAGAAUACAGCCUGGGAACGUAUCAGAAAACCAUGUUGACUCAGCAAAUGGUGUCAUCGGCUAACAUGAAAAAGAUAAAGGGAGGGCGGGAACAUCAACGCGCUGCUUCGUUGGUGAGGACUCAACGAGGCUUACUUAUCAAACAAAAAAUCGAUCUUCCAACUCUCCUCUCUCCCGUUCUCAUUCAUCACCUGAUUAACC